UCAUGGGUCGAACUCCUCCGAGAGAUCCAAAGGAGGAGAAGAAGGAGAGACGGAGCAGCAUCUCAGCAGGCUCUGCCCUCGACAAGUCCAGCGAACCGUUCAGCUGGGAGGAAUAUCUGAGAGAGACGUCGUCCACCGCCGCCUCGCCGGCUUGCUUCAGACAGUCCAGAGUCCCUCCCUCCAAUGAGUUUAAAUCAGGCAUGAAGCUUGAGGCUCGAGACCCUCGUAACUCCAACUCCGUCUGCGUCGCCACGGUGAUGGGCAUGAUGGGUACCCGCCUGCGCCUGCGUCUGGACGGCAGCGACAACACCAACGACUUCUGGCGGCUCGUGGACUCUUCGGACAUCCAGCCAAUAGGAAGCUGCGAGCGGAGCGGGGACAUGCUGCAGCCGCCGCUGGGUUUCAGGAUGAACGCCUCCUCGUGGCCCACGUUCCUCCAGCGGACCCUCAGUGGGGCAGAGAUCGCCCCUGCCUCUGCUUUCAAGAAGGAACCUCCCAGUCCCGUUCAGAACUUCUUCCAGCCCGGCAUGAAGCUGGAGGCGGUGGACCGGAAGAACCCCUACCUGAUCUGUCCCGCCACGGUGGGGGAGGUCCGAGGUCCUGAGGUCUUCGUCACGUUCGACGGCUGGAGGGGCGCCUUCGACUACCGGUGCCGCUUCGACUCCAGAGACAUCUUCCCGGUGGGCUGGUGCUCGCUGACCGGACACAGCCUGCAGCCGCCGGGGAACUUCUUCACCCUUCCUGGUGCGCUCCUUGCCCCAGUUUUUUCCACCUCUGCAGCCCGUCACUCCUCCUUCACCUCCUCCUCUUCCUCCAUGCAGACCUCAUACCGCCUGCCCAACCCCCUGCCCCCCCUCCCUGUCCGCAAGGGCGUCCGAGGCCGGCGUCCUAAAUCUCAGACCCUCGCUCUGCUGAAAGCGGCAGCGGAGGCAGCCGUAAACGGAGCUUCGCAGAGUCUGACCCCUGACCCCCAGCUGACCCCGAAACCACACAAGAAGCGAGGCCCGAAGCCCAAAGGCAAGCCCCAGGUAGAGCAGUGUUUGGGGGUGUCACCGGUCCCAGCGACCCCUCCAGAGACCAGACUGAGCACAGGCCAUGUCUCGAUGGACACCAACCUCAGCAACAGUUCAAAUGUCAUUUGCACAGUGUGCGUUUAUGUCAACAAGCACGGUAAAUACGGUCCACGUCUCGAUGGAAAGCUGGUGCAGCAGCUGCCCGACCACUUCGGUCCGGCUCCAGUCAACACGGUGCUUCAACAAGCAGUCCAGGCCUGCGUGGACUGCACCUACCAGCCCUCAGUGUUGCUGGGCUUCCUGCAGAGCCAAUCCCAUUCAAGAGGAGAGGUCAUCAGAGUUCGGUCAGAACACGGUAUCCGCUAUGUGAAGCUGCCCUCGGCCUCCAGCGCGUCAUCCGUGCUGCGGUUCUUGGAGAACAUGUGUCGACAUCUGGAGAGCGACAGUCUUUUCAGCUCGCAGCCGUUCGGCACCUUCAGCAACAACACUCGCUUCUGCAACAGAACCAAAUCAGAAACAUCGUCUGUCUCUGAGAACGGACCGUCUAACAACGUCUCCUCAAAGGAUGCCUCCCGCCCUCCUCACAGCAUACCGGACUACAGAGCAGCAAAGAUAGAGCGGCCAUUUUACCCAGGGCACACGCAAACGCCACCACCACUGCGACGCUUGACCUCCAACCCUACUGAGCUCGGCCCAACGGGCCCACACCGACGGGUCGAGGCAGCCAGCUCAACAACCAGUCCAGAUCAGGUGAAGCCGGAAAAACAGAGUUCAGGAAACGGCGCUUCGUCCUGGUCAGUCGAUGAUGUCAUACGGUUCGUCCAGGAAGCAGAUCCUCAGACUCUCGGCCCGCAUGUCGACCUGUUCAGGAAGCACGAAAUCGACGGCAGGGCGCUGAUGUUGCUGCGAAGCGAUGUCAUCAUGAAGUACAUGGGCCUGAAGCUGGGCCCGGCUCUGAAACUGUGCCAUCACAUCGAGAGGCUGAGGCAGAACAAACACUGACGGAGCUCAGUUCUCACGGCUUUUAUCGAGCUGCGGCGCUUCACCGAGGAGAUCCAGGACACGUCUCCGAACG
Messenger RNA from Nematolebias whitei (Rio pearlfish), 2088 nucleotides. It is a transcript of the gene scml2, whose product is annotated as Scm polycomb group protein like 2. Gene Ontology annotation, biological process: regulation of DNA-templated transcription. Lineage: Eukaryota; Metazoa; Chordata; Actinopteri; Cyprinodontiformes; Rivulidae. The record is from RefSeq and is a predicted model, not a curated record. The transcript is spliced from 13 exons. Bases 3 to 2015 code for a protein of 670 amino acids. Gene Ontology annotation, cellular component: nucleus. Gene Ontology annotation, molecular function: protein binding.